GAAUUGUGAAUGACAAAGAUUCUAAAGAUUCCAUUACGGAAGGAGAGAACCUGGAAGAGGAUGAAGAGGAGGAAGAAGGUGGAGCAGAGACAGAGGAACAGUCUGGAAAUGAGAGUGAAGUAAAUGAGCCAGAAGAAGAGGAGGGCUCUGACAAUGAGGAAGAGGAAGGUGAAGAAGAGGAGGAAGAAAACACAGAUUAUCUUACAGACUCCAAUAAGGAAAAUGAAACCGAUGAGGAGAAUACAGAAGUAAUGAUUAAAGGAGGAGGGCUUAAGCAUGUCCCUUGUGCAGAAGAUGAGGACUUCAUUCAGGCAUUGGAUAAAAUGAUGCUGGAAAAUCUCCAGCAACGGAGUGGUGAAUCUGUUAAAGUUCAUCAGUUGGAUGUUGCUAUUCCUCUGCAUCUCAAAAGUCAGCUCAAAAAGGGUCCCCCGCUUGGAGGUGGGGAAGGAGACUCAGAGUCUGGAGACACAAUGCCAUUUGUCAUGUUAACACGAAAAGGCAACAAACAGCAG
Eurypyga helias (sunbittern) is the source of this 512-nucleotide messenger RNA. Its product is annotated as regulator of nonsense transcripts 2-like. Gene Ontology annotation, cellular component: exon-exon junction complex; cytoplasm. The record is from RefSeq and is a predicted model, not a curated record. The annotation marks the transcript as partial. Lineage: Eukaryota; Metazoa; Chordata; Aves; Eurypygiformes; Eurypygidae. The transcript is spliced from 4 exons. Gene Ontology annotation, biological process: nuclear-transcribed mRNA catabolic process, nonsense-mediated decay.